UGACGGCGGGGACCCCGGAAAGCGAUUCGGGCGCAGAGUCAGGCCGGUGGGUGAAAGCGUUAAAUGCCGGAAGAGAGUGGAGUGGGCUGGCAAGUCAUACUUUUUUGAGUAUCAUGGCAGAUGAUUUGAAAAGGUUCCUGUAUAAAAAACUACCAAGUGUUGAAGGACUUCAUGCUAUUGUAGUAUCAGACAGAGAUGGUGUACCAGUAAUUAAGGUUGCCAAUGAUAAUGCCCCUGAGCAUGCUCUUCGGCCCGGUUUCUUGUCAACAUUUGCACUUGCUACAGAUCAGGGCAGCAAACUUGGGCUUUCCAAAAACAAAAGCAUAAUCUGUUAUUACAACACUUACCAGGUGGUUCAGUUCAAUAAACUUCCUUUGGUAGUGAGUUUUAUUGCCAGCAGCAACGCCAAUACAGGACUGAUUGUAAGCCUGGAAAAAGAGCUGGCUCCUUUGUUUGAAGAACUAUGGCAAGUGGUGGAAGUCUCUUAACUCAGUAUUUAUAUCCAGAGCACAGCAAAUCUUUAAUAUGAAACAGGGAAAGAUUCAGUCAUUUUCACACUGUAUAAUGAAUGUCUUGGAGAAAAUGUCACUUUCUCUUAUUAUAUGUUAAAAACUGUGCUGGACUGAAAUAUAAGGUAAAUGGGCUGUAGCUUUUCCUGUAUAUCCUAGAUUGCUGGGUUUAUUGGUGAGCAUAACAACUCCCAUGGAGUUAACUUCAAUCUAGCACAUAUUUCACAGUAGAAAAAAAAUACUGUGUAUAAUAAUUGUGUAUAAUAUGCCAUCCACAACUUUUUCACUCUACCAGCAAUAUGUUGCCUCUGUCUAGGUAGAUGGAGACUAGUGCAAACAUACAUUUUGCAGUCAAAUCUUCCUUUAUGCUUAUAGAAGAAGAACAUUAUGGGGAAAAGAUACGUUAAUACUGGUAUGCAAUCAAUGGUUCUUUGUUUGGAUAACAGAAUUUUAAACUUCAGAGUAGCUAUUUGUAAACGAGUAGCUACAUGCUAGCUGUUUCUGCAGAGUUUAAAUUAAUCAGUGCAUUCUCUUUCUGUAUUCUUUUUAAAACUGAUGUUUUCAAUACAUGUAAUUAUGAUACUUUGCUAACUUAUCUGGCUUUGUAUGUUCCUAAGCAAAUCUGAAUAAAAGAAGCAGGCAAGG
Thamnophis sirtalis is the source of this 1154-nucleotide messenger RNA. It is a transcript of the gene LAMTOR3, whose product is annotated as late endosomal/lysosomal adaptor, MAPK and MTOR activator 3. Gene Ontology annotation, cellular component: Ragulator complex. Gene Ontology annotation, biological process: cellular response to amino acid stimulus; positive regulation of TOR signaling. NCBI's taxonomy places the organism in Eukaryota, Metazoa, Chordata, Lepidosauria, Squamata, Natricidae. The record is from RefSeq and is a predicted model, not a curated record.